This is a messenger RNA of Humulus lupulus (European hop), 1099 nucleotides long. RefSeq names its product protein SOB FIVE-LIKE 5-like. The record is from RefSeq and is a predicted model, not a curated record. Gene Ontology annotation, biological process: cytokinin biosynthetic process. Bases 261 to 845 code for a protein of 194 amino acids. Lineage: Eukaryota; Viridiplantae; Streptophyta; Magnoliopsida; Rosales; Cannabaceae. The transcript has 4 exons.
CAUAAUGCCAACUGGCAGUUUUGAUUCAUUCCCAAAGAGAUGAAAUAAUUAGGCCAAAAGAUAUGAGAAAGGACAAAUGUAGUCUAGGAUUUGAAUGUGAUUUGCUUGGUUUUAUUUCUCCCCCCAAUCUUCUCCUUUCUUUCUUUUCUUUCUUUAUUUCCACUUAUUUAUAUGGAGGAACACCAGGCAUGGAUAGAGAGAAGACAUAAGCUUAUUAAAUUCUCUUUUGGAGUUUAGAAAUAAAAGAGAGUGAAGAAAUAAUGAAUAUAUCAGCAUCAAAAUUCAGUGCUAGUGGGUGUGAAUCUGGUUGGACCCAUUACUUGGACGAAUCAAAUAUUUCAGAAGCUGAUAAGUUCAAGAGAGAUCAUAAAGAGGAAAAUGAUUGUGGUUAUGAGGAGGAGGAGGAAGAGGAGGUGGAGGAGGAGGAGGAGGACUUAUCAAUGGUGUCUGAUGCUUCUUCUGGACCUCCCCAUUAUCAUGAAGAUGAUCAUGAUCAACACUACUACGAAAAUGGGUCCUAUAUUUCUUUCUCUUCUUCUUGGGCUUAUAACAAAUCAACAAAUAAGGAUAAGAAGAAGAUGAUGAAGAUGAAAGAAAAAUGUACAGAUGAAGAACAUCGUUCAUGUCUAGAUGACACUGCUAGCUCUCCUGUUUCCAAGAAAAAGUCAACUUUUUCUAGGAGCAAAGCUUUAGUGGAGAAUGUAGUUGACCAUUCUCAAGGCUUUUCUGCAACACAUAGGGGAGAAUCGGCAAUGGGGAAGCAUUUUGAUCUGUAUCAAUCCCCAAUGACCAAAUAUUCAGCCUCGCAAGGGCCAGGUGAUUUCCAAGGAAGAAAUUGGAAAUGACGUUGUAAUAUUAGUGAGAAUUUUCUUUGGUCUCUGCUUCUGCAGUUGCUGCAAAUAGAAGAAAUGGCAAGAGUGUUGUAAAGGCUAAGAAGCAUGAAAAGUUGAUGCCCAAAACGGAACUUGUUCCUUUUCUUUCUUUCUUUCUUUCUUUUUUUUUUUUUUCAAUUUCAACUCUUCUUUUUUUUUUCUCUUGUCAAUGAAGUGGGAAACAACUUAAGCAAUUGGGUAUAUAAUAUAUAAAUCAAUUUCUUGUA